This is a messenger RNA of Salarias fasciatus (jewelled blenny), 4134 nucleotides long. It is a transcript of the gene copa, whose product is annotated as COPI coat complex subunit alpha. Gene Ontology annotation, cellular component: COPI vesicle coat. NCBI's taxonomy places the organism in Eukaryota, Metazoa, Chordata, Actinopteri, Blenniiformes, Blenniidae. Bases 148 to 3816 code for a protein of 1222 amino acids. Gene Ontology annotation, biological process: intracellular protein transport; endoplasmic reticulum to Golgi vesicle-mediated transport; intra-Golgi vesicle-mediated transport. Gene Ontology annotation, molecular function: protein binding; structural molecule activity. The transcript is spliced from 30 exons. The record is from RefSeq and is a predicted model, not a curated record.
GUCAAAACGAGCUACGUGUCAGGAAGAAGUGGAGCGACUGGACGGGCGAUCACGGCCAGGCAACAAAAGUCAGCUUGCCUGCAGCAGUUCAGUGGAGUUUAUUGGGAUAGUAUUAAAAUAAAUAAGCUACAGUGCUGAAGUGGAACGAUGUUGACGAAAUUUGAAACAAAGUCGGCCCGUGUUAAAGGCCUGAGUUUCCACCCCAAAAGGCCGUGGGUUCUUGCAAGUUUACACAAUGGAGUCAUCCAGUUAUGGGACUAUCGGAUGUGCACACUGAUUGACAAGUUUGACGAGCACGAUGGCCCUGUCCGAGGAAUAGACUUCCACAAACAGCAGCCUCUGUUUGUGUCCGGAGGCGAUGACUACAAAAUCAAGGUAUGGAACUAUAAGCUCAGGCGCUGCCUCUUCACCCUCCUGGGCCAUCUGGACUAUAUCAGAACCACCUUCUUUCACCACGAGUACCCUUGGAUUCUGAGUGCCUCUGAUGACCAGACCAUUCGGAUCUGGAACUGGCAGUCCAGGACUUGUGUCUGUGUGCUGACAGGCCACAAUCACUAUGUGAUGUGCGCCCAGUUCCACCCGUCCGAGGACCUGGUGGUGUCAGCCAGUCUGGACCAAACCGUGCGAGUGUGGGAUAUCUCUGGUCUGAGGAAGAAGAACCUGUCGCCGGGCGCCGUGGAGACCGAGGUGCGAGGCAUCUCCGGCGUUGACUUGUUUGGCGCGUCGGACGCCGUCGUUAAGCACGUGCUUGAGGGUCAUGACCGCGGGGUCAACUGGGCAGCUUUCCACCCCAGCAUGCCCCUCAUUGUGUCUGGGGCCGAUGACAGGCAGGUCAAGAUCUGGAGAAUGAACGAGUCUAAGGCGUGGGAGCUGGACACCUGCCGCGGACACUACAACAACGUGUCCUGCGCCGUCUUCCACCCGCGCCAGGAGCUCAUCCUGUCCAACUCCGAGGACAAGAGCAUCCGGGUGUGGGACAUGUCCAAGAGGACCGGAGUGCAGACCUUCCGGCGUGACCACGAUCGCUUCUGGGUGCUGGGAGCUCACCCAAACCUCAACCUGUUUGCUGCUGGUCAUGACAGUGGGAUGAUUGUGUUCAAGCUGGAGCGUGAGCGUCCAGCGUACGCCGUGCACGGCAACAUGCUGUACUACGUCAAGGAUCGCUUCCUUCGCCAGCUGGACUUCAACAGCAGCAAAGACACCGCUGUCAUGCAGCUUCGCAGUGGGUCGAAGUUUCCUGUGUUCAGCAUGUCCUACAACCCUGCUGAGAACGCUGUCCUGCUCUGCACUAGAGCAACCAACUUGGAGAACAGCACCUACGACCUGUACUCCAUCCCCAAAGAGAGUGACUCUCAGAAUCCCGAUGCACCGGAGGGGAAACGAUCCUCUGGCUUGACAGCAGUCUGGGUGGCCCGGAACAGGUUCGCCGUCCUGGACCGCAUGCACUCCUUGCUGAUUAAAAACCUGAAGAAUGAAAUCGUGAAGAAGGUCCAAGUGCCGAGCUGCGAGGAAAUCUUCUAUGCGGGAACCGGCUCGCUGCUGCUGCGCGACGCCGACGGCGUCACGCUGUUCGACGUGCAGCAGAAACGCUCCCUGGCCACCGUCAAGAUCGCCAAGGUCAAGUACGUGGUGUGGAGCGCCGACACCAGCCACGUCGCCCUGCUGGCCAAACACGCCAUCAUGAUCUGCAACCGCAAGCUGGAGAGUCUGUGCAACAUUCAUGAGAACAUCCGAGUGAAGAGCGGAGCCUGGGAUGAGAGCGGAGUCUUCAUCUACACCACCUCCAACCACAUCAAAUACGCCCUCACCUCCGGCGACCACGGCAUCAUCCGGACUCUGGAUCUGCCCAUCUAUGUGACCCGUGUGAGAGGGAACAGCGUGUACUGCCUGGACAGGGAGUGCCGGCCUCGCGUCCUCACCAUCGACCCCACCGAGUACCGCUUCAAACUGGCCCUGGUCAACCGCAAGUACGAUGAGGUGCUCCACAUGGUGCGCAACGCCAAGCUGGUGGGCCAGUCCAUCAUUGCCUACCUGCAGAAGAAGGGCUACCCCGAGGUGGCGCUGCACUUCGUCAAGGAUGAGAAGACCCGGUUCAGCCUGGCUUUGGAGUGCGGCAACAUCGAGGUGGCGCUGGAAGCAGCCAAAGCUCUGGAUGAGCGCAGCUGCUGGGAGCGUCUGGGCGAGGCGGCCCUCCUGCAGGGUCACCACCAGGUUGUGGAAAUGUGCUACCAGAGGACCAAGAACUUCGACAAGCUCACCUUCCUCUACCUCAUCACCGGCAACUUGGCCAAGCUGCGCAAGAUGAUGAAAAUCGCCGAGAUCCGAAAGGACAUGAGCGGCCACUACCAGGCGGCCCUGUACCUGGGAGACGUCAGUGAGAGGGUCCGCAUUCUGAAGAACUGUGGGCAGAAGUCUCUUGCUUACUUGACUGCUGCCACACACGGGCUCGAUGAGGAAGCUGAAGCUCUGAAGGAGACCUUUGACCCAGAAAAGGAGACGGUGCCGGAGGUGGAUCCCAAUGCACAGCUGCUGCAGCCGCCUCCGCCCAUCAAUCCUCUGGACACAAACUGGCCUCUGCUCACCGUGUCCAAGGGCUUCUUUGAAGGUGCCAUUGCAGCGAAAGGGAAGGCAGGUCAGAUGGCUGCAGACCUGGACAUGGACGCUACAGGAGGAGAAGGCUGGGGAGAUGAUGCUGAGCUGCAGCUGGAUGAAGAUGGCUUCAUGGAUGCCCAGGAAGGAUUAGGGGAUGAAGGAGUGGUGAAAGAGGAGGGAGGCGGCUGGGAGGUGGAAGAAGACCUGGACCUUCCUCCAGAGCUGGAUGUUCCAGCCGGUGCAGGUGGAGGAGGAGAGGAUGGCUUCUUCGUCCCUCCCACUAAAGGCAUGAGUCCGACCCAGAUGUGGUGCAACAACUCCCAGCUGCCAGUGGACCACCUCCUGGCCGGCUCCUUCGAAACUGCCAUGAGACUGCUCCACGAUCAGGUGGGGGUGGUGAACUUCGGUCCCUACAAGUCGCUCUUCAUGCAGACGCUGUCCAGAGGCCGCACCUGUUACCUGGGCCUUCCCUCGCUGCCCUGCCUGCGUGGAAAUCCCCAGAGGAACUGGAAGGACUGUGGGGCUAAACAGGGGCUCCCUGCGGUGGGGCUGCGCCUCUCCGAUCUCAUCGCCCGCCUGCAGCAGUGCUACCAGCUGACAACAGCUGGACGGUUCGAGGAAGCAGUGGAACGCUUCAGAGUCAUCCUGCUCUCGGUGCCACUGCUCGUGGUGGAUAACAAGCAGGAGAUUGCAGAGGCUCAGCAGCUGAUCACAAUCUGUAAGGAGUACAUUGUGGGUCUGACCAUGGAGACCGAGAGGAAGAAGCUUCCUAAAGACACGUUGGAGCAGCAGAAGAGGCUCUGCGAGAUGGCUGCCUACUUCACCCACUGCAAUCUGCAGCCCGUGCACAUGGUGCUGGUGCUGCGCACAGCCCUCAACCUCUUCUUCAAACUGCGUAACUUCAAGACCGCUGCAGGCUUUGCUCGCCGUCUCCUGGAGCUCGGGCCGAAGCCAGAUGUUGCACAGCAGACACGCAAGAUCCUGGCAGCCUGUGAGAAGACCCUGACGGAUGCCCAUCAGUUGAACUACGACCCCCACAAUCCAUUUGACCUGUGCGCGGCCUCUUUCGUCCCCCUCUACCGCGGACGCCCCGUGGAGAAGUGUCCUCUGUCUGGAGCCUGCUACUGCCCCACUUACAAAGGCCAGAUCUGCAGGGUCACACAGGUGACUGAGAUCGGCAAGGAUGUCAUUGGCCUGCGUGUGAGUCCACUCCAGUUCCGUUAGGAAGAUGACAAGAAGUCGAGAAAGAAACACAUCCUCUUUUAAUCUGUAGAAAUAUUACAGUUAUGUCAUGCUAAAUGGAAGCAGAGAUAUAUGUGGUCAUGGUGAUGAGAAACCUGUUUAAUCCUUUCUGUUUCUGAGCACCACCUAUCUUACAAAAAGCUUUUUCGUGUAAGUGCUGCUGGCUCCACUCUGUGCUGUGUCCUUCAUUAGAAGUGUCAAAACCUUCACUCAUGUCUCCUUUCUGACUUAUAUGGAAUGAAUAACUCAGCUUUUCUCUAUGUAUCUGCAAACAAUUAAAUAAAAAGAUCUGUCUAUGAA